Chenopodium quinoa (quinoa) is the source of this 1438-nucleotide messenger RNA. Its product is annotated as transcription factor bHLH101-like. Gene Ontology annotation, biological process: regulation of transcription by RNA polymerase II. Gene Ontology annotation, cellular component: RNA polymerase II transcription regulator complex. Gene Ontology annotation, molecular function: RNA polymerase II transcription regulatory region sequence-specific DNA binding; protein dimerization activity; DNA-binding transcription factor activity, RNA polymerase II-specific. Bases 363 to 1166 code for a protein of 267 amino acids. The record is from RefSeq and is a predicted model, not a curated record. NCBI's taxonomy places the organism in Eukaryota, Viridiplantae, Streptophyta, Magnoliopsida, Caryophyllales, Amaranthaceae. The transcript has 3 exons.
UCUAUAUUUUAUCUCUUAAUUAAUCCUUCUUUAAAUUAAAUCAUCGCAAGUCUAUACAAGCCUAGCAUUAGAUUAAUUGAAUCUCCUUGUUUCACCAUCUAUUAAUUACUCCAUUCGUCCCUUAUUUAUAUGCCUAUUUCUAAUAUUUAGUACUCACAUAAUAAAGAGAUGUAGGCAUAUAAAUAAAUAAGGGACGGAGAAAGUAAUUUUUUUUGUACAUUAUUAUUCCUUAAAUAGUACCUUAAUAUAAAAUUACUAGUAUGUUCACUUAUAAUGGUCAUAUAAAUUGAGUUAAAAUUACUUUGUUUUGUACUCAAAAGAUUCUUAUUUCCUUUAUUAAGUAAAUUAUAUUACCUGAAAAAAUGUUAGCAAUGUCUUCUUUAUGUCCUACUAAUUUAGGUUGGGAUUAUCCCUUAGAAUUAGAGACAAAACAACCUUUUGAUAACUUCGAUUUGGAUUCGAUAUUUCUUGCUAAUGUAUCAUCAUCACAAACUCCAGAUUACGAAGAUAAUCAAAUGUCUAGUGAUCAAGCUAAGCGAAGUGAAUCACCACAAGGUACAAGUUCAACAGAUCAAUUUAAUAAUAAUCCCUCGAUAUCGAAGAAGCUUAAUCAUAAUGCAAGUGAAAGAGAUCGAAGAAAGAAGAUCAAUAAUAUGUAUUCCUCUUUACGUUCUUUGCUUCCUACAAAUGACCAAAGGAAAAAAUUAAGCAUUCCAGCAACAGUUGAACGGGUGCUUGAGUAUAUACCUCAACUACAAACAGAAGUGGAGGAUCUAAUUCAUAAAAAGGAAAAUCUUCUAUCAAAAACUUCAAUAUUACAAGGAAAUGCUAGGAAAACCCUUCAAGAGGAAAACCCAAACAAAUGCAUUAUUAAAAACACGACGUCGUCGUGUUCGAUUUCUUCAAAUAAAUUGGGUGAUAAAGAAUUGGUGAUUCAAAUAUCAGUAUUUGAGAGAAUAUCAAUCUCUGAAGUGCUUUUGGUGCUUGAGGAAAAUGGUUAUCUUGUUCUUGAUGUUUCUUCUUUUCAAUCCUUUGGAGGAACGACUUUUUACAAUAUACAUUUGUGGAUACAAGGAAACUGCAACAUUAACUUCGAAAAGUUGAAUGAAGCACUGAUGUUCCAGCUUCAAAAGCAACAAAUGAUGCAGAUGCAUGUAUAUUCCUAGCAAAAUUGAAGAACUGCCCUAAUUUUAGUUUUGUUUAAAUAUCGAUCUAACCUUUUGUGAUUGAAGGAUUUUUGAUGAAUCUAAUUCUUAUCACAUUAACAUUGGAAUUUUGGAAGUUCAUUGACUAAAACCUUUACGAUCUAAAAGUUACUCAAGCAAGAAUAACACAUCAUAUGUGAUGUAUUUUUAAUGAGAAAUUACAAAACUCUUUUGAAGAAAUUUAUUUAAUGUACAUGACCUUAAGCAGCCCAAAAGGUCACAAAUAAUUUUAC